Molecule: messenger RNA, 1454 nt
Organism: Cornus florida
Lineage: Eukaryota; Viridiplantae; Streptophyta; Magnoliopsida; Cornales; Cornaceae
Product: E3 ubiquitin-protein ligase RMA1H1-like
Exons: 2
Coding region: 541-1314 (257 amino acids)
Biological process (GO): ubiquitin-dependent protein catabolic process
Cellular component (GO): endoplasmic reticulum
Molecular function (GO): ubiquitin-like protein conjugating enzyme binding; metal ion binding; ubiquitin protein ligase activity
Source: RefSeq, a predicted model, not a curated record
GUAUAGAUAUGUAUGCAUGAAUAAGAUAUAUGUUAGAAAUGUAUGCAUGGAUAGGAUAUGUUAGCAGCAGUUAUUUUAAAACAAUCUCACCUUGUAAGUAUAAUUGUGUGUGAGUGUGAGAGAGAGAGUCACAAACCCAAUCUAGUACAUACUGCUGGUACUCUAUUGGUCAUCUGUUACCUUUAUACAUUUGAUUGAAAUUGGAAAUGGUAGGGCCCGCCCUAAUGUUCUAUUCCAUUAGCAUCGGUGAUUAUUCCAUUUUAUAUGCGUUGGUGGAUGGGGUACCUUCGCCUUUUUUCUACCUUUAAUUUAUCCUGAAGCCAGUCUGGCGGAUAAUAUUGCUAUCCUUUUGUCACUUCGAAUAACCCAAUGGUAUAAUAAUUAAAAUAAAUAAAUAAUAAGCUCCAUUAUUUCUUAUGUUUGUGUGUAUUUAUGUGCCCGGGUAAUUUUGUGUUGAUAACUCUAGUUUAUGAGGGUUUGUGGCAUCUCUGAACUUGAUGUAGGGACACUUCCAUGAUUCCAUCCAUUCAUACAUAGCUCAUGGCAUUUGAACAAAACUUCCAAGAACCUACAGCGCAUCUUGAAUCCGAUGGAGAUGUUUUGCUAAAGCAAAGAUGGAAGGCAAUUUCAGCUCCAACAACGGUUUCUGAAAAUGUGAAUGGCUGCUUUGAGUGCAAUAUCUGCUUAGAUUCUGCACAGGACCCUGUGGUCACCCUAUGCGGUCAUCUUUACUGCUGGCCUUGCAUUUACAAGUGGAUCCAUGUCCAAAGCAGUUCCCCAGAAUCACAUGAGCAGCCCAAGUGCCCUGUCUGCAAAACUAACAUCUCUGAUUCUUCCCUAGUGCCACUAUAUGGCCGUGGGGAGUCCGAUGCCAAGAGGCCCCAGUUGGAUCUGGUGAUACCCCGCAGACCACCUGCUCUUGGGGUGCACACCCUGGUAACUUCCAUGGCUUCCCAUCCAAAUCAACAUUUGCAUCCCAAUCCUUUCCAGUCACAGCCUCAGCCUUUUAAUCACCAACAAUACUUCCCUCACCCUUAUGGGAAUCAUGCCUCCAUGGCAUCGUCUAACUUUGGAGGCGCUGCAAUGACUAGAGUUUUCAGUCCAACGGUUGGGAUGUUUGGUGACAUGGUAUUUUCUAGGAUGUUUGGGAGCUCGGAUACAAGUUUAUUCACGUAUCCUUAUCAGAAUUCUUACCCUGUCACGGGAGGUGGCAGCCCUAGGAUGAGAAGGCAGGAAAUGCAGGUUGACAAGUCUCUUAACCGAGUAUCCAUCUUUCUUUUUUGUUGCUUCGUUUUGUGCCUUCUCUUGUUCUGAGUGACUAUUUUCUUCACACUGUAUAGCUGUAAAAAUUAUGGGAUAAAACUCCCGAACAGUCACCGAUAGAUCAGAGUUAUAUAUAUAUACUAUCAUGUAAUUAUUACUAAUGUUGUAUAAUUCAUUUUAUUCCACACCUA